This is a messenger RNA of Beta vulgaris subsp. vulgaris (sugar beet), 2005 nucleotides long. Its product is annotated as amino-acid permease BAT1 homolog. Bases 262 to 1827 code for a protein of 521 amino acids. Gene Ontology annotation, cellular component: membrane. The record is from RefSeq and is a predicted model, not a curated record. Gene Ontology annotation, biological process: transmembrane transport; gamma-aminobutyric acid transport. Gene Ontology annotation, molecular function: L-lysine transmembrane transporter activity; L-alanine transmembrane transporter activity; gamma-aminobutyric acid transmembrane transporter activity. The transcript is spliced from 8 exons. NCBI's taxonomy places the organism in Eukaryota, Viridiplantae, Streptophyta, Magnoliopsida, Caryophyllales, Amaranthaceae.
AAUCCAAAGGAUGAUGUAGCAAUAAGUGAUAAUAAUGCAAUAAUGCAAUAUAUGAUAGCUAAGCGUAUCUACCAGAUCAAAACCCAUGUUCUUGUUUUCUUGACUGUUAGCUACUUCCAAGUAUAUAUAAGAAAACGAGCUAACACUAUACAUCUGAGCUAAGGUUUUAACUUUUAUGGCAAACUAAAGCUUAGACUUUUCAGAGAAAGAGUUGAGAUUGUUUUUUUUUGGGUAGUUGAAUCAAGGUAUAAAAACUGAAAAAUGGGUUCAAUUGAUCUUCAACAACCCCUUGUGGUGGGCCCCGAAAUAUCAACAAUCUCCGAUGACACCCGGUUGCAACAGUUGGGUUACAAGCAAGAGCUCAACCGGGGCCUCUCGGCAAUAGCCAAUUUUGCAGUGACGUUCUCCAUCAUAUCAGUGUUAACAGGUUUAACAACAAUGUUUAAUAUGGGGCUAACUUAUGGUGGACCUGUAACCAUGGUGUAUGGCUGGCCCAUUGUUGGUUUUAUGACUAUGAUGGUGGGCUUAUCCAUGGCCGAGAUAUGCUCUGCCUUCCCAACUUCAGGUGGCCUGUAUUUCUGGAGCGCUAGACUUUGUGGGAAUCGUUGGGGCGCCUUUGCUUCAUGGCUCACUGGCUGGUUCAAUAUAGUUGGUCAGUGGGCUGUUACAACCAGUGUGGAUUUCUCUCUGGCACAGCUGAUUCAAGUGAUUAUUCUACUCAGCACAGGUGGGAAAAAUGGUGGUGGUUAUGAGGCAUCCAAGUAUGUUGUAAUGGGCCUCCAUGGCGGUCUACUUCUUACACAUGCACUCCUGAAUAGUCUUCCUAUUUCAUGCUUGUCCUUCUUGGGACAGAUAGCUGCAGCAUGGAAUGUAGCAGGUGUCUUUGUGCUUAUGAUUCUCGUCCCCCUCGUUGCUAAGGAAAGAGCCAGUGCUGAGUUUGUUUUCACUCAUUUCAACACGGAUAAUGGCGAAGGGAUCAAGAGUAUAAUUUACAUCUUUGUUCUUGGACUUCUAAUGAGCCAAUAUACUAUCCUAGGCUAUGAUGCAUCUGCUCACAUGACUGAGGAAACGAAGAAUGCAGACAAGAAUGGACCCAAAGGAAUUAUUAGUGCCAUUGUUAUAUCAAUAAUUGUUGGUUGGGGUUACAUUGUCGGUAUCAGCUUUGCAGUCACCGACAUUCCUUACCUGUUGAGUAGUGAAAAUGAUGCUGGUGGUUAUGCUAUAGCAGAAGUAUUUUACCUAGCAUUCAAGAGCAGAUAUGGGAAUGGAACUGGUGGAAUCGUAUGCUUGUGCAUUGUUGCCAUGGCCGUAUUUUUCUGUGGCAUGAGUUCCAUGACCAGCAAUUCUAGGAUGGCUUAUGCAUUCUCAAGAGAUGGCGCGAUGCCUUUUUCAUCAGUUUGGCAAAAGGUGAACAAGCAAGAAAUUCCUAUCAAUGCAGUAUGGGUGUCUGCUUUCAUCUCCUUUUGCAUGGCAUUAACGUCUCUUGGAAGCUUGGUAGCAUUCGAAGCCAUGGUAUCGAUAGCGACCAUUGGGCUAUACAUAUCAUAUGCCUUGCCAAUAUUUUUCAGAGUGACGGUGGCUCGAAAAUCUUUUGUCCCUGGACCAUUCAAUUUAGGCCAAUAUGGGAUUCUCGUUGGUUGGAUUGCUGUGGCUUGGGUGAUCACCAUCUCACUCCUGUUCUCACUCCCUGUUGCCUUUCCUAUCAACACUGAGACACUCAAUUAUACACCUAUUGCAGUUGGAGGUCUUUUGAUUCUUAUUACUUCUUCUUGGUUUUUUAGUGCUAGAUAUUGGUUCAAAGGUCCUCAUAAAAAUGUAGGUGUUUGAGCUAUCAAAUAUGGACCAUUUUAACAAAAUUAUUCAAGCUAGACACAUUAUUCAUGUAUAUUUACAAGGCAAUCAUUUGACAUAAGCAAGCCGAGACUUGAAUUUUGUAAUAGUCAGUACUUAAGAUGGAGAGUGAUAAGAGUUUUGUGAUAUGAAUAUUAAUCACCGUCUUCUCUCA